Messenger RNA from Cryptotermes secundus, 8222 nucleotides. RefSeq names its product semaphorin-1A. The record is from RefSeq and is a predicted model, not a curated record. Gene Ontology annotation, biological process: axon guidance; neural crest cell migration; positive regulation of cell migration. The transcript has 20 exons. Gene Ontology annotation, molecular function: chemorepellent activity; semaphorin receptor binding. The coding region runs from base 649 to 2997 and encodes 782 amino acids. NCBI's taxonomy places the organism in Eukaryota, Metazoa, Arthropoda, Insecta, Blattodea, Kalotermitidae.
CACAGCGUUCAGCGGCUUCAGUGCGUCUCGAGACUCAGUAGGUGUGUGUGUGUUGUAGGCGCGCGCGUUUUGCAGCACUACUGUGUGUAUACGCUGAAGUCACUAGAAAUUCAAGUUUCAUUUAUCAUCCAAUGAUCUGAUGUUGUUGGAAGUAAUUGUGCUCUGUUUUGUUAAAUAAUUACCGAGAAGAGAAGAACCUUUCAGCGUGUUUGGCGUGUGCGGGAGAAUGUAGUAGACUUUUUACGUUCCAACUUUUAGAACUUUUUAAAUAGCUCAGACUGUAACGUUUGUAUACCGUGUAGUAGUCAUUACAACAUUGAAUAUACCGUAUUUAAAAGUAUUAUGUGAUUGGAAGGUGGAUCUCAAGUCAGUUGAGUAGACUUGUGUGGGUUCAGAGAUAGUAAAACGUGGCGCGUUUGUGUUUUGUGGUUAUGUGCAAAUGUUACUGUUCCUGGAGUUUAACAUAUGAAUUACCUGGUUGUCCUUUGGGGAUAUCGCUUCUGUUAUGGGACUGAAAAUACCAGGAGUACCUUCAUCGGGAUAGUUGACGUCAAGCAACCGGUCCCGGCUCCUCAAGGCUGUGUUUGCGCGCGGAUUCGGAAAGACGGAACAGAGCAGUAAAGAUGGUGUAAGUUGCGCUUUGGCGCCAUGUUGCUGAAACAUGCUACGGUGUUGCGGCCGGGGUUCGGCCUGAUCGCCGCGUUGUUGCUGGUGUCGCUACAUGCGGCCGCAUGGGUGCACGAUGUCAGCCCCAAGUUAUACGUUCAGUUUGGAGAGGAGCAAGCGCAGAGAUUUCUGGGUAACGAGUCUCACAAGGACCACUUCAAAUUGCUGGAGAAGGACCAGAAUUCUCUCCUCGUCGGUGCCAGGAAUAUUGUGUACAACAUUAGCUUGCGAAACCUUUCCGAGUUCACAGAACAGCGGAUGGAAUGGCAUUCCUCGGGAGCACAUAGAGAGCUGUGUUACCUCAAGGGCAAGUCGGAGGAUGACUGCCAGAACUACAUCCGCGUGCUGGCGAAGAUAGCCGAGAACAAGGUGCUUAUCUGCGGCACGAACGCCUACAAGCCACUGUGCAGACACUACCACUUCAAGGAUGGUGACUAUGUGAUGGAAAAAGAAUACGAAGGCAGGGGACUGUGUCCUUACGACCCUGACCAUAACAGCACAGCAGUAUACAGUGAUGGUCAGUUGUACACAGCCACUGUAGCAGAUUUCUCAGGCACUGAUCCUCUCAUCUACAGAGAACCUCUUCGAACAGAGCGGUCAGAUCUGAAGCAGCUGAAUGCUCCAAAUUUUGUGAGUUCCAUGGCAUAUGAAGAUUACAUUUUCUUCUUCUUCAGAGAGACAGCUGUUGAAUACAUAAACUGUGGCAAGACUGUGUAUUCACGGGUAGCUCGUGUCUGCAAGCAUGACAAAGGAGGUCCACAUCAGUUCGGCGAUCGUUGGACUUCUUUCCUCAAGUCUCGCCUCAACUGUUCCGUCCCAGGGGACUACCCCUUCUACUUCAAUGAAAUACAGUCAACCAGUGACAUAGUGGAAGGAACAUACGGGGAUCAUGUGGAGAAAUUGAUCUAUGGUGUGUUUACAACUCCUGUCAACUCCAUUGGUGGCUCUGCUGUGUGUGCCUUUAGUGUGAAAUCAUUGUUGGAGACAUUUGAGGGACCAUUCAAAGAGCAAGAGACAAUGAAUUCCAACUGGCUGGCAGUGCCAGGCCUCAAGGUGCCUGAACCCAGGCCUGGUCAGUGUGUCAAUGACAGUCGCACUCUGCCAGAUGUAUCCGUCAACUUCGUCAAGUCACAUACCUUGAUGGAUGAAGCAGUACCAGCAUUCUUUACUCGGCCAUUACUUAUACGCAUUAGCCUCCAGUACAGGUUUACAAAAAUAGCAGUAGAUCAGCAAGUGAAGACUCCAGAUGGAAAAGCUUAUGAUGUCCUUUUCAUUGGAACAGAUGAUGGAAAAGUAAUCAAAGCUUUGAACUCAGCAUCAUUUGAUUCAGACAAAAUAGUUAAUAGUGUAGUAAUAGAAGAGCUACAAGUACUACCACCUAGUGUGGCUGUGAAGAAUCUCUAUGUGGUACGCAUGGGUGGUGAAGAAAGUAAACUGGUUGUUGUAUCAGAUGAUGAAAUUCAAGCUGUGAAACUUCAACGAUGUAGCUCUGACAAGAUAACCAACUGCCGGGAGUGUGUGGCUCUGCAAGAUCCAUAUUGUGCAUGGGAUAAUGUAGAGCAACGUUGCACAGCAGUGGGAUCCCCAGAUUGGAGUGCAGGCAAGAAGAGAUUCAUACAGAGCAUUGCUUAUGGGGAACACAAAGCCUGUGGACGUGUAACUACAGAGGAGGUAGCUCCUGCAGUCCCAAGUCAACAAACAACAAAAGAGAAUGAUGAAACCCUGGCAGCCAUGGUGCAAGUCACAUGUCCUUUGUGCACGUGCACGUGCCCCUCGCCCAGCAGCAGUGGUACCACCACCACCACCACAACUACCACAGAUGCCACAGUGGUCAAGGGCGAUCCCGUUCACUCAAACCACCCAGCCAGCGAUUUCGAUUCAGAUUUUGACAUCAAUGACAACAGUGAGAUAGUGAUUGAAGUGGAUGAAAGCAACGUGAUACCUAACACACUCGCCGAGAUCAACCACGCAGGAUCAAAGUUGCCAUCAUCACAGGAAAAGAGUCCAAUCUAUACAGCAGAGACACUGAGCAUCGCUGUGACCACAUCUUGUCUGGCUGCCCUAGUUGUGGGCUUUGUUUCAGGGUUCCUUUUUUCACGACGAUGUAGAGGUGAAGAUUAUAGCAACAUGCCCUACCCUGACCAGCGCCACCAACUCAAUAGAUUGACAGAAGGAGGACUUAAUGCAGAUGCUGCCUAUCCACCAUGUGCAAACAACAAGGCUGCCAUCAACCUUGUGCUCAAUGUUCCACCAAAGAAUGCCAAUGGAAAGAAUGCAAAUUCAUCAGCAGAGAACAAACCAAUUCAGAAGGUUAAGAAGACAUACAUUUAGCAGAAGUCUGUGUUUCUUUUCCUGAUGCAGGCACACGUUACUCGUUUUACAAAAACACUGCUAAAAAAUGUGCUGAGGAAAGUCAAAGAAUUGUGAAUAUAUUAAAGAGGAAAAACAGUUUGUUUUACAGUGCAGUGUUUAGUGAUUUUGUUUCCUAGUGCUGGUAGAGAGGAUGACAUGGCAGAGAAUGCUUAUGGGGUGAUCUGUGUCACAGAGGAUGACAGGUAACAUACCUUUCUCAGCUGAGACUUUCAUAAUGAAGAGUAUGUUUUCUGAGAGAGUGAAGGCAGCUGAUCAUACUGUACCUUUCUUGGAGUUUCAAUUCUUCCUAUUUUAUUGUGAAUAGCAACCAUGACAGGGAAUGAGAGAUGUCUUAUCACAUUCCAAGAUAAGAGGCGGCUAUAGACUUUAAACAUUUGUUGUAUUGAAGAAUUUUAUAUUUGUAGCCUUGCUUGCAUGCUGUGCCAACAGAUGUGGAACCGACAACAUUGAACUGAACUAAUUUUUAUAGGUUCAUUAUAGAGAGAUCGUGAUAAUAGUUUUGCAUGUAUCAAGAGAUGCACUCAGUGGAGUGUGCUUAUGUGAGAUGGAGAGAACGGUGCAGCAGUGUGCUUACAGUCGGACAUAUAAACAUCAACACAGUUUUAUAGAAAUGAAACACUUUCUUAAAAAACAAAAUUAGGUUUUUUUCAUAGAAUGUGCAGUUUGUGCAGUUUUGCAUUGUGGGUUACUGAAUAUGAUAUCUUAGAGCAGGGUGUUUACAAAUGCACUGAUAUUGCAUACUCAUUAUUUUUAAAGUAAUGUAUAGACUAAAUCUUUAAUAUUAUUUACCACAGUAGUGAUGUGAAGAAGUGAGCAUGGAAAAGUAGAUCAAACAUUUCCAGUUCAAACAAUAAACUCAAAUCAGAGAUCUCAAAUUUCUUCAUUCAGUAGAAAAUUCCAUGGGGAUACACCAUGUGGAGAUGAUGAAUGUUAUGAAGAAUUAGAUUUACAUUAUAUUAUAUUAUUUUAAAUUGUGGUUUUUAAUCACCCUGCUGUUUUAUAUGCCACUUUUUAAAGUCAUAUUUUUCUUUCCCAGUUGUGUGAAUGUUGUGUGUUUUAUAUUACCGACUGUACAUAGCCAGUGAACCCACCCAUACUUCCAGUAUUGUUUGUGUGCAGAUAGUUUAAUCCGGCCUGUACAAAUUAGUGCUAAGAUUCUCUAUUGCAUAUUAUUAUUUCAUAUGCACACUUGAUUCACCUACAAGCUGCAUUAUAAAUAUAAAAAGAAAGACUGAGAGAUGAAAAAAAAUUAUUUGUAUAUAAGUAAUUGUAAAUAGUUCAGUUACAUGCAUUGUUAAUACUACAUGAAAUAAAUUUUCAUUUUAAUGAUUCUGUAUUAAAGUGAACAAUUAUCUCACAAGAGGAGAUUUUUAUUAAAAGUGGAUCAUAUGAGAGUAGUAAUUGUGAAAUAUUUCUUUAUAUUUUAAUUUCAACUGUAUAGAAACUCUUCUUGUGAUGACACUAAGGCUUGGAAUCUACUUACAUACUAGUUAUUAGAUGUUAAACUGCGUUACUAAUUUGGCUGCUACCUGACAUUUCACGAAUCCAGCACUGCAUAUAUUUACAACUCCUAGUUUUGUAAUGGUAUGAGUGUGAAGGAACACAGAGUUGAAAACUGGUUUUCACAGGAAGUCAGUUUUGUGUGUUGUAUUUUUAUCCUUCCUUACAAUGACAGGUUCUUCCAUAAAUUUGAUGAAAAAUAUUCACAGAAUUUGGACAUAUUCUUGGGCAGAAACUCCUUAUAAAUGUGUCAUUAUUAACUACUAAAUACUCAGGUGAGUACUUUUCUAUAAGAUUUCCUAUGUUUAUUAUAAAAGUAUUUUUUGAGGUGAAAGGGAUUAAGUGAGACCAAUGUUGAAGAUGUUUGUACUUCUGACAUGAUGCCAUGUAACACAGAUAUCACCCAGAACUAAUGGUAUAUAAAUCAGCACCAACUUUCGUUAUUAUUUUGUGAUCAAAGUGUAACAGCAAAAGUUUUCAGUAUUUUGAUUAUUAGAGUAUUUUGACAGUAAGGUGAAAGGAACUAAGUGAGACCAUUGCUGGGGGUGAGUGUGAUGGGAGGUGAAUGGCAAUUUAAUUGUAAUUCAAAAUAGUGUGAACAGUAUGAUCGGUAUACUGUGAAACCUCUAUUUAAUAGUUCUAUGGAGAGCACAUUAAACUGAGGAAAUCUUAAGUAGAGGGACUUUAACACUGAUUAGGACUGCUGAAGAUGUAUGAGAAGUAAUGAAAACCUGAAGCUGAGGAAUAUUAAAUGGGUGUUCCACUAUAUCUGAAAGGUUGGAAAACCUGCUCACCACAAUAUGAUUGCAAUAUAUUGCAAUCAUUAAGUGCAAUGAUGAAUACAGUAUAAAAAGCAACCAAAUGAAAUGUGUAAAUUUCAGCAAACCACCAUAAAAGCUGUGAAAAUUUAUGUGAUUAAAAUAUGUGUUAGUUAAAGAAUCUUUCAUAUAUCAUAUUAAGAUUACUGAAUAAAUUAAAUCUGCAACAAAAUAUUUCCUUGAUGUGUGUUUUUUUUUGGCAACUUUCUGGGUUUGUGUCUAUGUUCUUAAAGAAAGGUCAGUUUGGUGUAUAACUAUUUUAUGUUAAUGAGUGAAGGAGAUUUAUCUUAUGCCUGUAACAGACUUAUGAGCCAGACUCUGCACUUCUAAGUACAGAAUCCAGUGUUGAAGACUGGAAGUUAUUUUGACUCGGUUAGAAGUUAAGUUGUACUUAUUUUCAAGGGCAAGCUGAGUACUAUGAAAUGGAGAAGCACAUUAUGCAAACUUAGUGAAAGUAUCUUUAUUGAUAAGCUUGUAAUUAAAUUCCUACAUGGUGAAUAAUUUCUGUCCCUGCAAUUCACAGCUUUAUGGAUUCCUUAGUGCCUUUAGAUCUAAAUCAACUGAAAGAUCUGCAAAAGUCCAGUUCUAUAAAAUAAAGUAAUGGUUAUUCAUUGUUGCUCAUAAUUACGAUUUUUUAUUCAAAAUUUCAACUAAAGCCUCCUUGUAUAGAUCUUUCAUCAUUAUCUGUUUUAAAAUUCAUUGUUCCCAUGGUGUGAUAGAAUUUUUAAAUAUACCAUAGUAUUAUAUUUCAGCAUCUUGUUGCAUUGAUACAUAACUUGUUCACUUGAUUCCGUCUCUAAUGCAACAUAAACUUUUAUUUUAAAAUGUCAUUAAAAUCGUAUUUUAUUUUAAUGUUGCAACAUGUUUCGGCCCCUUAAGGCCAUCUUCAUAGGCCAUAGGUCAUCAUUUGAGAAUGUGUGCCCACACUUAGACAUAUAAUUACUGUUGCUGUUUGUUUUUUAAACAGUAAAAUUCUAAUAUAAACACUCAUUUCAUUCAUUAAUAGGAUGAAUGUCCCAAAGUAUUUUCGUGAUAUCAACGCAAGAAAGUCAAAUUAUAGUUAACAGCACAUUAACUUAGAUCCUUAACCUUAACUUUAGCUGCCCCCCCUCCCCAUAUCCCUCCCCCCAGCCAUGUAACUGUUCGACAGGUCUCAGAACACCUACAAAAUGUGUAUAGUGUGAAGAGACUUCUGUAAGAGUGCACGUGUUAAUCCAUGGAAAGCAAUGUAGUUGCGAGUGCGCAGUAAAGCUAAGCCUAUUAAUGAUCUUCUGUACUGAUCACAGGAUCUUGAAAUAAAAAUUGUACUAUUUUAAUAUAGACGUCAAAACUACCCUUAUUUUAACCAUUCUCGUUUUUGUAGUCUAUCUGAAUUACAUUUUUUGCAUUUAACAUUCUAGUUAGUAUAAAGUAAAACUAAGGUAACAAUCAAAACAGUCACGUGAUUCUAAAUUGAGCAUGAAAUUAGUGAAAUGGUAAAUUAUCAUUGUUUAAGGAAUUUAAUCAGCUUAUCACUAAUUGGAUAAUUUUGACAUUUAAGACAAGGUGCAGGGUUUCUCAUUUGCUCCCUUAGUUCAUGUCAUGAUUAAGGGAUGGCUUGUCACAGUACAGUACAGUAAUUUUAAUAUGCCUGACAAAAAUUGCCUCUUGACUAAAACUGGUCAGACCAUGGGCAGUCUGAUAAAUUUCCAGCCAAUUCUGAAUGCAUUAAACAUACAUAUAUGUAAAAAUUUAAUUCACUGAAAGUUUUCAUUGUCUGUCUGUGCAAGAGAUGCUGAAAAGCAUUUGUGACUUGUAGCAAACCCAUUGCCUCGCAAAGUUCAAAAUUUCUGUGUAACCUGUAAAUGUUUAUGUCAGGUAGUAGUCAAGUUGAAACAAUGCGGUACAUGAGCCUUAACAACACGUGAUGUGUUCUGUUGUAUGCGUUGCAAUGUCAGACUAUUGUAAUGGAGAGAAGAAUCAGGAUUGCUGAAAGGAUAAAAGUGCUUCUGUUAAUGAUUAAAUUACAUAUGAAAAUAAGAGGUGAUAGCUUACAUCUAAAAUAUUAAACAAAGGUAACUGAAAUUGUGUCCAAAGUGAGUUGAGAUGUAUACCAUUAGCAAAAUUAGAAGUUCUAGUCCUUGAACCAUUUAAUAAAUAUGUACUUCUCUUUGGAAAUUCAAAGAAUCUUUAUAAUAGGGAAUAUAUAUGCUCAUUUCUAGGAAAUAAUGUGAAAUUAUACAUGUGGAAUUUAGUAAAAUUUAUUGCCAUGAGGACAUAACAUUGUCUUAGUUCACAAAAAAUAAUUUUUGUUGCUGAUAUACAUACCAUCUCGUUUUAAGCACUGAAUCUAGGUUACUACUGUUACAGCAGAGUGUUGUUCAUAUACUGAAGUGUAGACAGACUGUAUGGUACCUUUCUGCACCUAUUUUUUUAACACUUAGCAGGCUAAUUUUCUAGAUGUGUUGAUCACCUUUAUGCUGUGACAGUAUAAUUCUAGAUGAAUAUUAUACUUUUAAAUUAUGGUAGGUUCAGGAUAUUUGGUCUCGAAGUAACUUCUAUACCUUUCUUAUUAAAUGUGUCGGUGAUUUGUAAUAAGGGUGAAAAUCAACUUUGAUUCGCCCUUUGCAUGUUCAUUUAAAUUAAAUUCUGAAGUUUGAGUUUCUUCCAGGCCAAACAUCCAAUGACGACAUAUUAAGGGGCAUGUUAAAAGGUGUUGAUUCUAAACUUUUGAAACUUGUUUAUGGAAACUGCAUGUUAUCCAUUAGUAUGAAUUAAUGGAUACUGUAAUAUAUGUAUUGCUAUGAAUUGUAAGCUGUGCAUAUAUUUUAAAAACUUCAGACCAUUAUUGUAAGUUUUGUGAAAAAUACAACACUACAAAUCAGA